Messenger RNA from Condylura cristata (star-nosed mole), 8849 nucleotides. It is a transcript of the gene CLTC, whose product is annotated as clathrin, heavy chain (Hc). Gene Ontology annotation, cellular component: clathrin coat of trans-Golgi network vesicle; clathrin coat of coated pit; spindle. NCBI's taxonomy places the organism in Eukaryota, Metazoa, Chordata, Mammalia, Eulipotyphla, Talpidae. The transcript has 33 exons. Gene Ontology annotation, biological process: receptor-mediated endocytosis; clathrin coat assembly; mitotic cell cycle. Bases 330 to 5378 code for a protein of 1682 amino acids. The record is from RefSeq and is a predicted model, not a curated record. Gene Ontology annotation, molecular function: structural molecule activity; clathrin light chain binding.
CGCAGCGCCGCGGCGCUCCGUGGAGGGGUACAUAAGGCGGAGGGGGUGAGGUGACUUGGGCGGAGUUCUAUCGCCGGGAUCCCUCCGCAGGGUUCAGCCGUUUCCGGAGUCUGCGCUGCGCCCGGUUCCGCCAUUGCGGCUCUCCCGGCCCCUGGAGCCUCCGCCCCCGACCCAAGCUCUUUCGUCUGCCUGCCAGUUUCCUGCGUCCCCCGAGAAUAUCCUGCUGAGCCCAGCCUCCCCCCUCCCCCUCUCCUCUCCCUUGGAGAGCCCGGGCAGCCACUGCCCCACAGCCCGAGUGACAGGAGGAGACCAUACCCCCCGACAGCGCCAUGGCCCAGAUUCUGCCAAUUCGCUUUCAGGAGCAUCUCCAGCUCCAGAACCUAGGUAUAAACCCAGGAAACAUUGGCUUCAGUACCCUGACUAUGGAGUCAGACAAAUUCAUCUGCAUUAGAGAGAAAGUAGGAGAGCAAGCCCAGGUGGUAAUCAUUGAUAUGAAUGAUCCAAGUAUUCCAAUUCGAAGACCCAUUUCAGCAGAUAGUGCCAUCAUGAAUCCAGCUAGCAAAGUAAUUGCACUAAAAGCUGGGAAAACUCUUCAGAUAUUUAACAUUGAAAUGAAAAGUAAAAUGAAAGCACAUACCAUGACUGAUGAUGUCACCUUCUGGAAAUGGAUCUCUUUGAAUACUGUUGCUCUUGUUACGGAUAAUGCAGUUUAUCAUUGGAGUAUGGAAGGAGAGUCUCAGCCAGUGAAAAUGUUUGAUCGCCAUUCUAGCCUUGCAGGGUGCCAGAUUAUCAAUUAUCGUACAGAUGCAAAACAGAAAUGGUUACUUCUGACUGGCAUCUCUGCACAGCAAAAUCGUGUUGUGGGAGCUAUGCAGUUAUAUUCUGUGGAUAGGAAAGUGUCGCAGCCUAUUGAAGGUCAUGCAGCUAGCUUUGCACAGUUUAAGAUGGAAGGAAAUGCAGAAGAAUCAACAUUAUUUUGUUUUGCAGUACGGGGGCAAGCUGGAGGGAAGUUACAUAUCAUUGAAGUUGGCACACCACCUACAGGGAAUCAGCCUUUUCCAAAGAAGGCAGUGGAUGUUUUCUUUCCUCCAGAAGCACAAAACGACUUUCCUGUUGCAAUGCAGAUCAGUGAGAAGCAUGAUGUUGUAUUCUUAAUUACUAAGUAUGGCUACAUUCACCUCUAUGAUCUUGAGACUGGUACCUGCAUCUACAUGAACAGAAUCAGUGGAGAAACAAUCUUUGUUACUGCACCUCAUGAAGCCACAGCUGGAAUAAUUGGAGUAAACAGAAAGGGACAAGUUCUCUCAGUAUGUGUGGAAGAAGAAAACAUAAUUUCUUAUAUCACUAAUGCUUUACAAAAUCCUGAUUUGGCUUUGAGAAUGGCUGUACGUAACAACUUAGCUGGUGCCGAAGAACUCUUUGCCCGGAAAUUUAAUGCUCUUUUUGCCCAGGGGAAUUACUCAGAGGCAGCAAAGGUGGCUGCUAAUGCACCAAAGGGAAUCCUUCGUACUCCAGACACCAUCCGUCGGUUCCAGAGUGUCCCAGCCCAGCCAGGCCAAACUUCUCCUCUCCUUCAGUACUUUGGAAUCCUUUUGGACCAGGGCCAGCUAAACAAAUAUGAGUCCUUAGAACUGUGUAGGCCUGUACUUCAACAAGGACGGAAACAGCUGUUGGAGAAAUGGUUGAAAGAAGAUAAGCUGGAAUGUUCUGAAGAACUGGGUGACCUUGUAAAAUCUGUGGAUCCUACUUUGGCACUUAGUGUGUACCUAAGGGCUAAUGUUCCAAAUAAAGUCAUUCAGUGCUUUGCAGAAACAGGUCAAGUACAGAAGAUUGUUUUAUAUGCUAAAAAAGUUGGAUAUACUCCAGACUGGAUCUUUCUUCUGAGAAAUGUUAUGCGUAUCAGUCCAGAUCAGGGACAACAGUUUGCUCAAAUGUUAGUUCAGGAUGAAGAGCCCCUUGCUGAUACCACACAGCUUGUGGAUGUCUUUAUGGAAUACAACCUAAUCCAGCAAUGUACUGCAUUCUUGCUUGAUGCCCUGAAGAAUAAUCGCCCAUCUGAAGGCCCGUUACAGACACGCUUGCUUGAGAUGAACCUUAUCCAUGCACCUCAGGUUGCAGAUGCUAUUUUAGGAAACCAGAUGUUCACACAUUAUGACCGGGCUCAUAUUGCUCAGCUAUGUGAAAAGGCUGGCCUCCUGCAGCGUGCAUUAGAACACUUCACUGACUUAUAUGAUAUAAAGCGUGCGGUUGUUCACACUCAUCUUCUUAACCCUGAGUGGUUAGUGAAUUACUUUGGAUCCUUAUCAGUAGAGGACUCCCUGGAAUGCCUCCGGGCCAUGCUGUCAGCCAACAUACGUCAGAAUCUGCAGAUCUGUGUUCAAGUGGCUUCUAAGUAUCAUGAACAACUGUCAACUCAGUCUCUGAUUGAGCUUUUUGAAUCUUUCAAGAGUUUUGAAGGUCUCUUUUAUUUUCUGGGAUCCAUUGUUAACUUUAGUCAGGACCCAGAUGUGCACUUUAAAUAUAUUCAGGCAGCUUGCAAGACUGGACAGAUCAAAGAAGUAGAAAGAAUCUGUAGAGAAAGCAACUGCUAUGAUCCUGAGCGUGUCAAGAAUUUUCUCAAGGAAGCAAAGCUGACAGAUCAGUUACCACUUAUCAUUGUGUGUGAUCGAUUUGACUUUGUCCAUGACUUGGUGCUCUAUUUAUAUAGAAAUAAUCUUCAAAAGUAUAUUGAGAUAUAUGUACAGAAGGUGAAUCCAAGUCGACUUCCUGUAGUUAUUGGAGGAUUACUUGAUGUUGAUUGCUCUGAAGAUGUCAUUAAAAACUUGAUUCUUGUUGUAAGAGGUCAAUUCUCUACAGAUGAGCUUGUUGCAGAGGUUGAAAAAAGAAACAGAUUGAAACUGCUUCUGCCUUGGCUUGAGGCCAGAAUUCAUGAAGGUUGUGAGGAGCCUGCUACUCACAAUGCACUAGCCAAGAUCUACAUAGACAGUAAUAACAACCCAGAGAGAUUUCUUCGCGAAAAUCCUUAUUAUGACAGUCGUGUUGUUGGAAAGUAUUGUGAGAAGAGAGAUCCUCAUCUGGCAUGUGUUGCUUAUGAACGUGGCCAGUGUGACUUGGAACUUAUUAAUGUUUGUAAUGAGAAUUCCCUCUUCAAAAGUCUUUCCCGCUAUCUGGUGCGCCGAAAGGAUCCAGAAUUGUGGGGUAGUGUGCUGCUGGAAAGUAAUCCUUAUAGAAGACCCUUAAUCGAUCAGGUUGUACAGACAGCAUUGUCUGAGACUCAGGACCCUGAAGAAGUGUCAGUAACUGUUAAGGCUUUUAUGACUGCAGACCUUCCUAAUGAACUCAUUGAACUGCUGGAGAAAAUUGUCCUUGAUAACUCUGUAUUCAGUGAACACAGGAAUCUUCAAAACCUUCUCAUCCUCACUGCAAUUAAAGCUGACCGUACACGUGUUAUGGAAUAUAUUAACCGUCUGGAUAAUUACGAUGCCCCAGAUAUUGCCAAUAUCGCCAUCAGCAAUGAGCUAUUUGAAGAAGCAUUUGCUAUCUUCCGGAAAUUUGAUGUCAAUACUUCAGCAGUGCAGGUCUUGAUUGAACAUAUUGGAAAUUUGGAUCGGGCAUAUGAAUUUGCUGAACGCUGCAAUGAACCAGCAGUUUGGAGUCAGCUUGCAAAAGCCCAGUUGCAGAAAGGAAUGGUGAAAGAAGCCAUUGAUUCUUACAUCAAAGCUGAUGAUCCUUCAUCCUACAUGGAAGUUGUUCAGGCUGCUAAUACAAGUGGAAACUGGGAAGAAUUGGUAAAGUACUUGCAGAUGGCUCGUAAGAAGGCUCGAGAGUCCUAUGUAGAGACAGAAUUGAUAUUUGCACUGGCUAAAACAAAUCGCCUUGCGGAGUUAGAAGAAUUCAUCAAUGGACCAAAUAAUGCUCAUAUCCAACAAGUUGGUGACCGUUGUUAUGAUGAAAAAAUGUAUGACGCAGCUAAAUUGUUGUACAAUAAUGUUUCUAAUUUUGGACGGUUGGCAUCUACCCUGGUUCACCUGGGUGAAUAUCAGGCAGCUGUUGAUGGAGCUAGGAAAGCUAACAGUACUCGAACAUGGAAAGAGGUCUGCUUUGCCUGUGUUGAUGGGAAGGAGUUCCGUCUUGCUCAGAUGUGUGGGCUUCAUAUUGUAGUACAUGCAGAUGAGUUGGAGGAACUUAUUAACUACUAUCAGGACCGUGGAUAUUUUGAAGAACUAAUAACCAUGUUGGAAGCAGCAUUGGGACUUGAAAGAGCUCAUAUGGGAAUGUUUACCGAAUUAGCUAUUCUUUAUUCUAAAUUUAAGCCACAGAAAAUGAGGGAGCACCUGGAACUCUUCUGGUCCAGAGUGAAUAUUCCUAAGGUGCUAAGAGCUGCAGAACAAGCUCAUCUUUGGGCAGAAUUGGUCUUUUUGUAUGACAAAUAUGAAGAGUAUGAUAAUGCCAUAAUUACCAUGAUGAAUCAUCCAACUGAUGCAUGGAAAGAGGGGCAGUUCAAAGAUAUCAUUACCAAGGUUGCCAAUGUGGAACUGUACUAUAAAGCAAUACAGUUCUACUUAGAAUUUAAGCCUCUGUUGUUAAAUGAUUUGCUGAUGGUACUGUCUCCGCGGUUGGAUCAUACUCGUGCAGUCACUUAUUUCAGCAAGGUUGAACAGCUACCACUGGUGAAACCAUAUCUGCGUUCAGUUCAGAACCACAACAACAAAUCUGUGAAUGAAUCACUGAACAACCUCUUUAUUACAGAAGAAGAUUAUCAGGCUUUGCGAACAUCAAUAGAUGCUUAUGACAACUUUGACAAUAUAUCACUUGCCCAGCGUUUGGAAAAACACGAACUCAUUGAGUUCAGAAGAAUUGCUGCUUAUCUCUUCAAAGGCAACAAUCGCUGGAAACAGAGUGUAGAGCUGUGCAAGAAAGAUAGCCUAUACAAGGAUGCAAUGCAGUAUGCCUCCGAAUCUAAAGAUACUGAGUUGGCUGAAGAACUCCUACAGUGGUUUUUGCAGGAAGAAAAAAGAGAGUGCUUUGGAGCUUGCCUCUUUACUUGUUAUGAUCUUUUAAGGCCAGACGUUGUCCUAGAAACUGCAUGGAGGCACAAUAUCAUGGAUUUUGCCAUGCCCUAUUUCAUCCAAGUCAUGAAGGAAUACUUGACAAAGGUUGAUGCAAUAAAGGAAAAGGUGGAUAAAUUAGAUGCUUCAGAAUCACUGAGAAAAGAAGAAGAACAAGCUACAGAGACACAACCUAUUGUUUAUGGUCAGCCUCAGUUAAUGCUGACAGCAGGACCCAGUGUUGCAGUCCCUCCCCAGGCACCUUUUGGCUAUGGUUACACUGCACCACCCUAUGGGCAGCCACAGCCUGGCUUUGGAUACAGCAUGUGAGAUGGAAAGCUGAUCCUCCCAAGUUACCUAUUUUCGUACAGAAACAUCGUCUCUACCUGCUUCUCAAUUUAUAAUGGGGGAAAACAGGCACAUGUUCUUGUAACCUUUAUUUCAUGAAGGACUAUUUUUUGUUUCUAACUAUAAACUUGGAUCACUUGUGUUAAAAGCUUAUUUCACAUUCCGCAUCUUUUUAGAAUUUAUUUUCAAAGGGGAAUAGUUUCAAAUGUUUUACUCACUUGGGCUUUUCUUUCUUCUCCCCCUCCAUUCUUUGACGAACUGCUUAAUAUUCAAUCUGUUGUGAAGAACCUGAUUUGCACUCUGUAGUGUUUAAAGAAAAAAAAACUCUAAUAUUGAAUCUCUUAAAUUUAGUGUAUGUAAACAGCUUACAGUAUGUAUUGUCUAAAUGCAUUUACAUCUUUUAUUCAAAGAAAAGCUAUGGCAAAAAUAUUGGUAUAUGACCUUGUAUGACUCAAUGCCAACAAAGACAACACUAAUUAGCAUAUCCUAACCAGGAUUGCAGUGCUCUCCAAAUUUGAAAAAUGCAUUACAGACAACUUGCCUGAUUUUUAAAUGAGCAUAAUAAAUGGCCCUCUAACGUAUGCAGGUUUCCUCAUUAUGCAUAUAGAAGAAAAUGCUAGUGUGUUUUUGCUCACUUCAUAUGUAACAGGUGCCCUUAUGUUGUGCUGUAUCCUGUGCUUUUUCUGUGGGACCAUUCCGUUCAGGAACUAAGAGCACCAUAAUUCCAAUCUGUGUGUAUUUACUAACCCUUCCCUGAGGUUUGUGUAUGUUGGAUAUUGUGGUGUUUUAGAUCACUGAGUGUACAGAAGAGAAAAUUCAAACAAAAUAUGGUUGUUCUUCAGUUUUGUUUGUGGAAUUUGAAAUUACUCAAAUUUAAAAUAAAUUACUGGACUGUGGAAAUAACAUGUAGAAUGGCAGUUUUAAUGAGAUACCUCACAAACGCAAAGCAAUAGCAUACGGUUUUAGUUUCAUACCACUACUGAGCCAGAGUAGAAAGCGGAUUGGGACAUGUGGAAACAAUGUGUUAUAUUAUGUGCAUUCUCAUAGUUUAAUUGGGUACAAGCAGUAGUUUAGAGAACUCAGUACUAUAGAGGAUCACAAAGGAGUUGUACCCAUUAUUAUAAUCAAGUGGCACUUCAGGUUUAUGUAAAUGAAUAGAUUGUGUUUUUGUCAACUUAAAAGUGUAUUAAGCAUGUAGUUAGCGUGCUGUGUAUUAUUCCUCACUAUGAAUUGUGUAAAGGUUCCCAAAUUACGGGUAGUUGUGAUUUUUUUUUAGGCCUCUUUGAAUCCAAUUUUCUGGUCAAGAAUGUUACUUUCAGUUCAGUGUACACUUCUCUUUUAAUCCUCAGAAAAGUUUGUGACCUCUCCCCUCCCCUUAGAUUGCUCUACAUCUUUCUGAAUCAGGAAAAUGACCAUAAAUUUUAUAAAAUUUUGAACCCGUUACUUUACCUACCCAGUUUUUGUCACCCUUAUUUUCCUAUAGGAAUGUAUAGUACUAGCUGGAAAAAUCUUUUACUUCUCAUAGAAGCAUCUUGCUGUUUAGUUACUUGUGUUUCUGCUAGAUGUCUACCCCAUCUCCUCUUCAUUGAAAACCAAGAGGUGAGAAUAAUAGUGAUCCCUUGGAGCUCAUUCAGUCAAGGUUUUUUCUCUUGGACUUUUCCCAUAGUUUGAAACUGUUUUCUUUUUAUCAGUGGAAAUUAUUGCCAUAGUAGACACAUGUCAUAAUGUUUUAGUAAAGGUAUUUUUAUGGUAAACAUUUAUUAAAUGACAACAAGCAUUUUCCAAAUGGAUGCUAUGUAAUGUCCUAUGAUACUGUGUUGACAUUUAAAAUAUCCAUAAUGGGCUACAAUAGAAACUGCUACAGUGUAACUUAGCAUAGUUUUACUGCUAUAGUGUAACUCGGGUUCUGAUUGAGCCUGUUUCCUUGUGUAUGUGUAUUAACACUGUCAGUACUUUUCAGAAUUAUUCGCAGGAGUAUUUAAAUCAUAAAAUGGCCUAAUUCAAGACUGGGCAAUAUUAAUAAGUAUUGUAUAAUAAUGAACUAUUUUGGGGGAUCUUUCCUAACAUUCCUAACGUAGGAGGGAGGUAUAAGAAGGACUUAAAAUAGAAAAUGAUACUAAGAAUUCUUAAUUGCAUCUAAAUAUAACUAAAAUGGGCAUAAGGAGAGAUUGAUUAAUGGGAAAUGUCUUAGGGACUAUUUUUUUUUAAUUGAAGUGUAUGAAGAAGACCUGACUCCAUAAGGACAGGUAGCUGGAAAAGGGAGUAUAAAAUACUUUUAGAUAUUUGCACUUAGUUGAAAUGUGGAAUCUGACACCAUAAAAGUGAGCUUUUUGUAACUGUUACAGUAAAAUCCACUGGUAUGUCCUUUACUUUCAAUGGAUCUUUCAUCCAUGUGUGAUUUAUAUACCCUCAUGCACUGGUUAUGUGGAAAACACUGAUUUUGUUACACAUAUCUUCUAAAAUGUCAACACAUCUUUUCUAUAUUUCUAAAAAUAUAUUUGUGAGGCACACCGAUCAAACCAUACAUCUUAAAUUUUGGGGAGCUUGGUGGAGAGGCAGAUAAAAGUUUUCUAAAAUAUUUCAGUAGUUUUUCUGGAAGUUCAUUUAAUUUGUGAGAAAGUAAUCUGCUAACCACCCAGAUCUAGAUGACUUAAGUCGUCUAACAUUCUUACAAGUAAAACUGUUCUGUGACAAAAACAAUUCAGCUCAGGAGUCAGCUAUGUAGUCUUUGUGCUCAAGACAACAAUCAUGUUUAAGUGUGCAGCCAAAGUGUUUAAUAUUACAGAGGACAUUAAAACAAGUAAGUGAAGGUUAAAUUUAAUGAUUUUUACUCUUUAAGCAUUAAAUUAAGACUUGGCUUUAUCAUGAGUGUAGGACCAUGAAGAUUAUUGACUACUCAUGUAGUUAGUUACCCCCCUGCCUUAAUUUGUGAGAGGUAUUUACUGAACAACGCUUUUCUAUCAUAUCAUGUCAACACAGUGAAAAAUGACUUAGUAUUUAAAGUAAUUUUGACUCCUAGAAAGUGUCAUAAGGGACCCCAUAGGCUAUGCAAAAAGGAUACUUUUAGAGGUAUAUUAUUAUGAACUUUAUAAAAAAAUAAAUACAGGUGCAAAACAAUAUAGUUUAAGAAUUAUCAGAAUUUGUAUACUAGUCAUUCCAGUCAAUUAGCCGUGACUGAUUACAUUUGCUUGAAUCAGCCACAGCAGGCCAACCUGUUGGGAAUGCAGGCUUUGAAUUUGGAGCCUUCAGUCUCUGAGGCAAGCCUCACAUUUUGGAUUGAGUUGUCCUCAAAGCAGUUACAUGUUGUUGCAUCAUUUUGAGUUUAGUAUAAACAUUCUACUUAAUAGAAACAGUUGCUAUUGUGUUGCAACUUUUCUUAUGCUGUCAAAUGCCAAUGUAAAUGUGCUAUAAAAUAAACACUGACUAAAUAUUAGAACCUGUAAGACUGGCUGC